AGGCUGGAGGUCAACCCUUGCGGCAGCUUUUAUUGGACGUGCUGCUGUCAAGCAGUGCCGAAGAAUUGGAAGGACAAAUGCUAGAAAGGCAGAGAAAAAUACUUAAAUAAUUCACCAUUAUGUAGCGAAUUUCUGUAUUUUGCGUUUAUAAAGAACAAUCACCCACCUUCCUUUCUGAAAAGCGAAACUUGGGGACGCGCAGCGGUGUGUUUUUAUGCGAUUGGUCUGAUCCAGAGGAGGUACCUCUUCAACAGAUAAUUUGACAGCACUCUUCAUAUUUUUUUCAGAAAGAGGAAAAAAAUUGCAACUAAUUUUUACCCAGUUUUCUAUCUGUCGGGUCGUCUUCAAGCUGACAGUGGAUGUCUGAAUGAAGAUUCUACCAAAAGAUUUCUGUUUCGCCUAAUUUGUAUUUUUUGGCAGAUAAAUGGCAUGUUUUGUCGGACUAAAUUGCAUUUUGUUGCAAGGGGGAGUCUUGAGAUUGGAGCGACAGUCGAGGGGAGCACCAUGCAGUGUGAAUAUUGUAGCCUGUUGAUGAUGGGGUAUAUGAGGCUGGAACAAACUGUCGUGAGAACCGGAUUGUGGCCAAUGUCUUGAAAUGAAGUGGCUAACCAGAUAGUCAAAGAAAAACAGUAGUCCAAUGGAAUUGGAUGGUUUUGGGUGGGGAGGACCGUUUCAGCAGAAGGCUUAUUGGACGAACAUGGAUACAACUUUUGCUUGAAUUCAACCAGAAGACUGACGUUUACUUGAAAAGAGUAAAGUUUUAAAAAAUACAUACAUUCAGAGAGAGAGAGGGAGCAAAUGAUGUACGAAUCCGAGGCGGGGAAGCCGUGUGAUGGAGGAUAAAUUGUCCCUGGAAUACGACCAUAGAACAGCGGCAUUCUAGAAUAACGGGAUUCGUGUUAGCAAGAAUAAAACGGCGCGUGAAGAAAAUCUCUCUAAAUUGCUUCAUGUAAAAAAAAAAAAUCGGAGAGAGGAAAUCUGUUUCCUGGUUAGGGGGGGUGGGUGGGUGGUGGGAAGGAACGUCUAUUAUUCAUGCUUAGUGUUAGGGAAACUGGAGAGAGCGUUUAGCAUUUACGAUUUAUAAAGAGGGAGAAAAAGACCUCCAGGAGAUACCGAAUGACAGUCGUCCAGGUAUUAGUAAAGCACUUGAGCUAGCGGGAUUGGCAGAAGUGGGGUUGAAGCAUGGGCUGUGCUUCAAGCAUUCAUAUCUCCGAUAGGGUGGUCUAUCAAAGUGGAAAGGAAUCAGACGAUUCCCAGCAGACCAAUACCACUCCUGCCCCAGGACUUCUGAUCAAACCCAACGCUAUCAAGAACACAUUUACCCAGGUGCAGUUUGGACCAAUGAGGUUAUACGAAGAUCAUCUUGAGGUACUGUUAGUAUUUGCCAAAGAGGACAGCCAGAAUAAUGGGUUCUGCUGGGCGUGUGAGAAGGCCAACUUCAGGUGUAACGUGGCGAGGACGCCAGAGGCGGCGCUGGAGUGUUUCCAGGAAAAGCACCACGACCUCGUCAUCAUCGACCACAGACAUUCCAGAUACUUCGACGCUGAAUCACUAUGCCGGUCGAUCAGGGCGGUGACCUCUUCAGAAAACACUGUGAUAGUUGCUGUAGUAAAAAGGCCAGACAGGGAGGAGGCCUCGGUGAUGCCCCUUAUCAAUGCUGGCUUUAACAGGAGAUAUGUGGAGAACGCUAACAUGAUGGCCUGUUACAAUGAGCUGCUGCAGCUGGAGCAUGGAGAAGUUCUGGCACAGUUCAAACUGAGGGCGUGUAAUGCUAUCUUCACAGCAUUAGAGCAGAGUCAGGAGGCCAUAGAGAUCACCAAUGAGGAUCAAGUCAUCCAGUAUGUGAACCCUGCCUACGAGAGCAUCAUGGGUUACCAGCAAGGUGAACUAAUAGGGAAGGAUAUAAUAGAAGUGCCUAAAAGUGAAAAGAAUAAGCCUGAUCUCCUUGAAACGAUAAACUCCUGCAUACGGAAAGGAAAGGAGUGGCAGGGGAUUUAUUAUGCCAAAAAGAAGAACGGGGACAGUGUGCAACAAAAUGUGAAGAUCACACCUGUGAUCGGACAGGGAGGUAAAAUCAGACACUACGUGUCUAUCCACAGGCCUUUACAUGAUCACAAUAAGACAUCCAGUGAACGGGUGCAGGCAGAGUCUCAGACAGACAUCCAGUCCAGUAAGCAUAAGGACCGGAGGAAAGGCUCGUUGGACGUCAGAUCGACUACGUCUCGAGGGAGCGAUGGCAGUUCCCAGAGAAGACACUCCUCCAUGGCCAGAAUCCACUCCAUGACCAUCGAAGCUCCAAUCACCAAGGUGAUCAACAUCAUCAACGCAGCCCAGGAGUCUAGUCCAAUGCCCGUAGCAGAGGCCCUGGACCGGGUCCUGGAGAUCCUGAGGACCACAGAGCUCUACUCUCCUCAGCUGGGCACCAAGGAGGAAGACCCCCAUACUAACGACCUGGUGGGAGGACUGAUGACGGAUGGCUUGCGCAGAUUAUCAGGAAACGAAUACAUCUUUGCUACGAAGCAGCCCCACCUCCCAAGUCACCUAGCCAUGCCCCUGUCGUUGAAUGACAUCCCUCCUCACGUUGCCCAGACAAUGGAGAAUGAAGACUCCUGGGACUUUGACAUCUUCAACCUGGAGACUGCCUGUCUGAAACGGCCUCUGACCUAUCUGGGCCUGAAGAUCUUCUCUCGGUUCGGGGUGUGUGAGUUCCUGAGCUGUCCCGAGGCCACUCUCCGCUCCUGGCUGCAGGGGAUCGAGGCUAACUACCACUCCACCAACUCCUACCACAACUCCUCACAUGCUGCCGAUGUCCUGCACGCUACCGCAUACUUCCUCUGCAAGGAGAGGGUCAAGCAAAGUCUGGAGCAGAUUGAUGAGGUGGCGGCUCUGAUAGCAGCCACGGUACACGACGUGGAUCACCCGGGACGCACCAACAGCUUCCUGUGUAACGCAGGAAGUGAGCUGGCCAUCUUGUACAAUGACACGGCCGUGCUAGAGAGCCACCACGCUGCCCUUGCCUUCCAGAUCACCACACGGGACGACAAGUGUAACAUCUUCAAGAACAUGGAGAGGAAUGAGUACCGUACACUGCGUCAGGCCAUCAUAGACAUGGUGCUCGCCACAGAGAUGACAAAACACUUUGAGCACGUCAACAAGUUCGUCAACAGCAUCAACAAGCCGCUGGCCGCGCUGGAGGAGAACGGGGGAAUCGGCGACGAGGAGUCUGUCAAAGGCAUCCUAACGUCCCCAGACAACCGGAUCCUUGUCAAGCGCAUGCUGAUCAAGUGUGCCGACAUCUCCAAUCCGUGCCGACCGCUGGAGCUGUGUAUAGAAUGGGCCGGACGCAUCUCAGAAGAAUACUUUGCACAGACUGAUGAGGAGAAGAGGCAGAGUCUACCGGUGGUCAUGCCUGUGUUUGACAGGAACACCUGCAGCAUUCCUAAGUCCCAGAUCUCCUUCAUAGACUACUUCAUCACAGACAUGUUCGACGCCUGGGAUGCGUUCGCAGACCUUCCCAACCUCAUGCAGCACCUGGACAACAACUUCAAGUACUGGAAAGGCCUGGACGAGCGGAAGCUGCACAGCCUGCGUCCUCCCCCAGAGUAGGAGCACCCUGACUGGGGUCGAUGCCAGGCCCUGGGCCCCUCCUUGGUUCCUGUCCGUCCAGGGCUACCAAGCCUUCACUCUUCUGCUUCUGUAACACGCCAUCAAGCGUCCACAUGUCCGUCCAACAGAGACAACACAUACUGACAGACGGACGGACGGACGGACGGACAUGCUGCAGCAACACCAGGCUCUUGCUUCAUACAUAAACCUCGCUAGCUGAGGAUGGAUGAUGGACAGACACACGGAGCCUCAGAGUCCUUAUAAACUACCAGUGCCUGGUGGGCUUGUCUGUAUGCUCCUACUGCUGCCAGUGAGGCUGUGUGAGGGACUGUUCUUCUCCCAGCCAACCUAGUGAUGGAUGUACCGUGCCCCUAAUACUCACACACACACACGGGUUCCCCCUGUCUCUCUCUCUGUCUCUGUCAGUCAGAGACUGAUGAUGUUACUGUCUCUCUGUCAGUCAGAGACUGAUAAUGUUACUGUCUCUCUGUCAGUCAGAGACUGAUGAUGUUACUGUCUCUCUGCAGACUGACUGCUGGUUCACUGUUGGUAGAGCUACGGAGAAACACACACAAACUGAACAUUGAGAUGUCAGGUGGUUUCAAGUCUCUGGCACCUCCAAUGAAAAACUGUUUGGAGGAUCAGCUGAUGGGACAGGUCACAAUACACCGUUUUUUCCUUCCAAAUGGCACCCUAUUCCCUAUAUAGUGCACUACUUUUAGGAUAAAAGAGUCUAUGGGGCUCUGGUCAUAAGAAGUGCACUUUAUAUAGAGAAUAGGGUUCCAUUUGGGAUGGCCCACAAUGUCAAAUCCACGUCAGACCGUACUACCCAGUGUGUGGUGGGCAUUCGACCGGAUAAAUCCCUAUAUCGCCCCCCAGUGGCCACCAGGUUGAACUACACUCCACCUCCACCAGCUGCCACCAUCACCCUUCACUAUGUCUUCUAGCUGUACUGCCACUAUCACCCUUCACUAUGUCUUCUAGCUGUAUUUCCUUUGUUUCUUUGUCCUUCAGAAGCACCUCGUCCAGUAGAGGACCUGUAGCGACGGGAUGGGACACGAGGCCGUCCUAAACACACUAAAAUUGUGUUCCAUAUAACACCCUAUUCCCUUUAUAGUGCACUACUUUUGACCAGAACCCUAGUCAAGAGUAGUGCACUAUUGCCGUAUAGGCCCUGGUCAAAUGUAGUGCACUAUAAAGGGAAUAGGGUGCCAUUUUGGGACGCAUCCAGAGACAUACGGUUGGGUGGGGUGGGGGUGUGACCACGGGUGUUCAGUGGGUGGAGCUAAUUAACUGUCCUCAGGACACUGGUGAAAGACACAAACAUUCAGACAUCUUGGUCAUAGCUAGGUCAUUAUUACAGACAAUUUGGUAUUUUUAUUUUGUUUUAAAUGUUCCAUAUUUUCUUUAUAUAAAAAAAAAAUGAGUAACAUCAAUUAAUGAAUUAUCUGAUGAUGAGGAUGAUGACGAUGAUGAAGAAAUUAGAACAAAAAUAAGAAAAUAUGAAAGAAAGAAAAGCCAAAGCUGAAUAACAUAAUAUUAUAUAACUCUCUGAGUCUUGUCGAGGAUGAGGAGGAGGAGGAUUAUUAUCCAGAAGAAAACAUUAACGUUAUAAACAUUUUUUUAUUUUAGUACAGUAUCAGUUUGAAUGGACAUCUUUGUAUUGCACUGUAAAACAACAGUUGAAUUGUCUAUAAUGUCUCAGUGAUUUAGUCCAUGGAUGGGAAUCGGGACAUUAACUUGUGGGAUAAGCUGUUGUUGUUGUCUAUCUCUGUGAGUUUGUAUGUGUGUGUCACAUUUCAGUUGAAUACAUUCAGUUGGACAACUGACUAGGUAUCCCCCCCUUUCCAUCGGCAAUCCCACCCGUCGGUGGAUUUAACAAACGCUGUUGACCAACAAAAGGAACUCGCGUCAUCCCGCUACAGCAGAAAUCUGAGAACAAGAAAAACUAUGUUUUGGACUAGAAAGAGGAUUUUUCUCACAGAAAUGUUUGUAUCAGGUUUAUCCUACUGAAACAUACUGCCUUAUUUUAUACAAUAUUUCUACAGUACAUCGUAGAGCUACAGUACAUCGUCCCAGCUACAGUACAUCGUCCCAGCUACAGUACAUCGUCCCAGCUACAGUACAUCGAAGAGCUACAGUACAUCGUCCCAGCUACAGUACAUCGCCCCAGCUACAGUACAUCGUCCCAGCUACAGUACAUCGUCCCAGCUACAGUACAUCGUCCCAGCUACAGUACAUCGUAGAGCUACAGUACAUCGUCCCAGCUACAGUACAUUGUCCCAGCUACAGUACAUCGUAGAGCUACAGUACAUCAGCCCAGCUACAAUACAUCGUAGAGCUACAGUACAUCGUCCCAGCUACAGUACAUCAUCCCAGCUACAGUACAUCAUCCCAGCUACAGUACAUCGUCCCAGCUACAGUACAUCGUAGAGCUACAGUACAUCGCCCCAGCUACAGUACAUCGUAGAGCUACAGUACAUUGUCCCAGCUACAGUACAUUGUAGAGCUACAGUACAUCGUCCCAGCUACAGUACAUCGUCCCAGCUACAGUACAUCGUCCCAGCUACAGUACAUCGUAGAGCUACAGUACAUCGUCCCAGCUACAGUACAUUGUCCCAGCUACAGUACAUCGUCCCAGCUACAGUACAUCAUCCCAGCUACAGUACAUCGUAGAGCUACAGUACAUCAUCCCAGCUACAGUACAUCAUCCCAGCUACAGUACAUCGUAGAACUACAGUACAUCGUCCCAGCUACAGUACAUCGUCCCAGCUACAGUACAUCAUCCCAGCUACAGUACAUCGUAGAGCUACAGUACAUCAGCCCAGCUAUAGUACAUCAUAGAGCUACAGUACAUCGUCCCAGCUACAGUACAUCGUCCCAGCUUACAUCGUCCCAGCUACAGUACACCGUAGAACUACAGUACAUCCCACUGUGCAACGGAUAAGGACAUAUGGACGUUUUUUAAUAACAUAGUCAGAAAACAAAUGUAUGUUCAAGUAAAUGUCAAUAUUUUUAUAGACUGAAUUUUACACUGGAGUGACAGGAAUAACAGAACAACUUAUUAACUAUCUGGGUACCUGCUGUGAAAUGUUUUGUUGGGUUGGUAGAGAGACAUUUCACUUCUGAAAACAUAGAAACUCUGUCUGUGUCCUAAAUUGCACUCUAUUCCCUAUAUGGUGCAUCUCUGGUUAAAAGUAGUGCACUAUAUAGGGAAUAGGUUGCCAGCCCUGGUCUAAAGUAGUGCACUAUAUAGGGAAUAGGGUGCCAGCCCUGAUCUAAAGUAGUGCACUAUAUAGGGAAUAGGGUGCCAUUUGGUACGCACUCUAUAUGAUUCUAAUUAUUAAGGAUGUGGAUCACAGAAUUGUCUAUCACUGUCUUUUCCCCUCUGUCUCCUAGAAACCAGCUUGCUUUGACUUGAUGUUGACCAACGUCGUCCUAUUAUUGGCCAUUUGUUCAAGAUCCUUGUAACAUGCAGACAAGGAGUCUCUACCCAGGGUGCUCUGCCCAAGGGAGCUUUCAGAUGAGGAUCCUAAUAUAUGUUUAACAAUGUUGCUUAUUAAGAUGAUUUCUUAUUUAAACAGUAUAUAUAUAAAAUACCAGAACACAUAAGCGAACGUCGGUUGAUGAUGAUGUGUUUUGUUAUUAUUGACCGAUGAGUAACUUAAUAACUCUUUCAGGCUGAAUUGAACACUGAAUCAGGGAAUUAGUUUGUUCCUUAUGAUUCACUACUACUUCUGGUCUGAAGGCACCGGGAAAAAAAUGAAACAAAUUAGAAAUGAAUCAAUGGAGAAUAAAAUAAUGACAAUGA
Messenger RNA from Salmo salar (Atlantic salmon), 7417 nucleotides. The record is from RefSeq and is a predicted model, not a curated record. NCBI's taxonomy places the organism in Eukaryota, Metazoa, Chordata, Actinopteri, Salmoniformes, Salmonidae.